CUCCAUCAGCGGCUGACGCUGGGCCUGCAGGAGGGCCAAGCAGUGCUGAACUCUGGUCUGGCCUUAAUGGGACCCCUGUCUCCCUGCCAAGCUGCCAGGGUGGUGGUGGGGUAGGAUUCCCCUUCCCCUCCUAUGUUGCUAGCCAGUAGCCAGCCAAGAGACAUGAUCAAGGGAUCAGAGCCAAGGGCCGGAGCCAGGAAAUCCCACAGCUCUGCCUCUGACUUACUGGGUGACCUUGGCCAAGUCCCUUCCCUCUGCCUCAGUUUCCCACUGCAACAUGGGGAUAAUGACAGGACCCAGCAGGCAGAGCUUGUGGGGGCUGGGUAGGAAGGUUGCCAAGCACCUGGAGAAUGAAAAGUGCCCUAAUUGCUUAUUAGCCCUUCCCCUCUCCCUGCUGGGGCUGUCAGAGCUGAGAUGCCCCUCGCUGAACUCCAUGACACUCCCAUUGACCUUUCAAACAGAGGCUGAGGGUGCAUCUGGCUCAGCCCCUGCUCUCCGUGUGAACUGGAGAGAGCUGGUUGCAGGGGCUUGUUCUUUCCUUUGCCCCCUCAAGGAGUCUGAUGUUUCCAAAACCUGGGUCUGGGCCAUGUGCCUCACCUUGUGACUGGGAUAAACAUUACACUGAGGCCGUUAAUGUUUAAUGACGUUUGUCCCACGCCCCCCCACCCCCAUUAAUGUGCUUUCCCGGUGGUGCACACGCCCAGACCCAGGCACCCGCUGGACGGCUCGCUGGGAAGAUGGCUGACGAGAUCGUCCCAGAGCAGGUGCCUGACAAGUUCACCUAUGAUUACGAGACCAUUCGGAAUGGGGGGCUGAUCUUCGCCGUGGUGGCUUUCGUGGUCGGACUCCUCAUCAUCCUCAGUCGGCGGUUCCGCUGCGGAGCAAAGAAGAGAAGAAGACAAAGUGACGAUGACGAGCUGUAGCUGCAGAACCGCCUGGACUGUCUGGAAAGCGGCUUCCUGCCCAGUGCUCUGUCUGGGAGGGGGGAGUUGUCUUCAGGAGCCAAGCCCCUUGCACCGGAGACAUUAACCCUCUCAGCCCUGCACCUCUAUACACACUAUUUGCAUGGCUUUCCUUUGUAAAAUCAGUUCAGUGCUUCUUUGCCUCAAUAAAGCUCCUGCUGAGCGAGGGUUAAAGCUUGUACCCAGGUGGGUUUGAGUCA
Mauremys reevesii (Reeves's turtle) is the source of this 1162-nucleotide messenger RNA. It is a transcript of the gene FXYD2, whose product is annotated as FXYD domain containing ion transport regulator 2. Gene Ontology annotation, molecular function: sodium channel regulator activity. Bases 675 to 923 code for a protein of 82 amino acids. Gene Ontology annotation, cellular component: membrane. Gene Ontology annotation, biological process: regulation of sodium ion transmembrane transporter activity; monoatomic ion transport. The record is from RefSeq and is a predicted model, not a curated record. The transcript has 6 exons. NCBI's taxonomy places the organism in Eukaryota, Metazoa, Chordata, Testudines, Geoemydidae.